CUCGGGAAUUGGUUUGCAUUCCCCGCCAUUUUUCAUCAGGUCACGGUCCAGGCGCUGGUUAUGAUCAUUGUUAUUUUUCCCGGCGACUGGAUGAUUUUUGUGGCCUAAACUGCCCAGUUUCGGACGAGUUUGUGCGUGGAUUUCUCAGCAUUUCCGAUACAAGGUUUCCCAAAAGCGGCUUUGCGACCUAGCGCUAUUGAACUGGACUAUGGAUGUUGUGACAGCAGAUGAUGUGUUAUAAUAAAGGCGGGGAACCAAUAUUGGUUUAUUAGAGCUCAAUUUAGCUGCAGGAGGCGGUAAAGUUAUUAUACCUGAUGGAUAGCAAUGACAGUACAGUGACGUCUGGCUCGGAAAUGACGAAUUCUAAUGAAGAAAAUCCUCGCAUUAGGCUGUUGUGCAGUUAUGGAGGCAGCAUACUGCCCAGACCUCAUGAUGGGAAGCUUAGGUAUGUGGGUGGUGAGACCCGGAUAGCGAUUGUUAACAGGGAUAUUAGUUAUGAAGAGCUCAUGGCGAAGAUGAGGGAGCUCUUUGAAGGUGCUACUGUUUGCAAGUAUCAGCAACCUAAUGAGGAUCUUGAUGCUUUGGUCUCUGUGUUUAAUGAUGAUGAUGUGAUCAAUAUGAUGGAAGAAUACGAUAAGCUUGGGUCACGUUAUGCCUUCACAAAGUUAAGGAUCUUUCUUUUCUCGCAUUUUGAUCAGGAUGGGUUGCUGCAUUUUAGUGAUGGGGAUGCAAGGGAAAUUGAAAGAAGGUAUGUGGAGGCUUUGAAUAACAAUCUCAGUGAUUCCCCAGAAUAUAAGAACCAUGGCGAUUUUGGGUUGGAUGACAUUCACAUCGGGGAGCACUACUUUCCCCACAUGAAUCAUGAGUGCUGCCUCCAUAACCAGAGAAAUGCUGAGAUGCAGAUACCUCACAUUAACUUGCAUCACCUUAACAUUCCUCGUCUGGGGUUGGGACAACAGCAGAGAUACAAUGAGAUGGAUGCUCAGUGGAGUCCUAUUUAUUACUCUCCAAGGCAACCUGGACACGAACCAAGGCCAGUGGCAACCGAUGUUGCUUCUUCGCCUUCAUCUUCCCGUUACUACUCUCCAUAUGCAGAAGCUCAAGAGAAAAGCUACGAUAGAGCUCCUGAAGAUUAUUCUCGUCUGCAGGUUAAUUAUCAACCUUUUCACGAGCAACUUCCGCAAUACGCAGACAAUAUGUUAUUAUUUCCAAAUGGACAUGUACCAUCUGACAAAGUUAGUUUUGAAGGGAGCACACAUCAUUCACCCCAUGCACUUGAAGGAAACUUUAUCUGUGAACAUUGCCAGUUGACUUUCCAAAGAAAUCAACCUUACCCAGAUUCCCCUUGGAAGCCUGGGGAGAGACAGUAUCCGGAGUCAAAUAUAGGAAGUGGGCUUCAACUCGGUUGUAGUCCUUGUGCUGAAUGUCCUCCAAACAGGGAAAUGCCCUUGAGGAGUACAAAUGAAAACAUGCACCAUAUUUGCUAUCCAAGGGAACAAACUGAUCCUCAUGCUCUAUCCAAUGAUACUCAAAAUAACGAAAGAGGAUGUGUAGUGCAGCAUAACAAUCUACCUAAUACACAUCAUGUGCCACCAUAUUAUGUCCAUCAUGACAGCCUUUGCAGUAUUCAACAUGGGCAAGAGUUUGGUAAUAGGGUUUUUCUUGACCAUGUGGUGGACAAAGGAUCACAGGUACUUGUGCCACCAGUAGAUGAGUGUGGAGUUCGAUAUGGGAAUUCACCCUGUGCACAUGGAACAGACCCUCUUUACCAAUUACCACAUGGUCAUAUAGUUGCAAAUUCUAUGUGGAGAAAUGUUCAUGGACCAAUGCAUAGGGGUCCCUCCUACGAGGCAUUUGGUCCAACCCAGCUGGCAAAUGACUCAUCUGGUCCCACAUUGGUCAGAAGAUCAGUAGAAAAUAGUCCUAGUUUUAAAACUGGGUUAGAGAAUCCAAAUCCUUGGGUCGAUUUGUCACUGAAAAAGAUGGCAUUGGAUGAUCCUUCGUUGUCUGAAUGCAUUCAGGGACAAACAUUGAGAUUGACACCUAACGUUCUUGAUCAAGAUAGUCAAUCUGCUUAUACCCCUGAGCAGGCAAAAUCAUCCUCUGAAAUGCUCAACCUAGUGGCUUCUGUGGAUUCACUAGUGAAAGCUGACCAAGUUCUGCUUAUUGAUGAUAAGGUGGUAGGUUCGAUUAUGACUGGAGCGUGUACAAGGCAUUCUGAUGUUGAUUCUGGAGAUUCCAAGGCUUUGAAUGACAUUCCUGUAGAAUUCACAAUGGCUAUGUAUACCAUAAAAGGCAACAAUGAUUCUGUACGUGACAGUCCAGGUUUCAUACCUGAUUUGGUUGCAUCUUCCCUGAAUAAUGUCAAAGAAGUAAGAGCUGAAGUUCUGGAAGAUGCUCUUGCUGUCAUUAAGGAUGAUAAAACUACAAAACUAGGAAUCGGGGAUGAGCCAGAUGCAGUGAAGAGGGAAGCUCUUGGAGGCUCUGAGAUAGAUUCUGACAAUGAUAACGAGGAUAAUUCAAAAAUUGAGCCAACUGAGGCAGAGGCAGAGGCCAUUGAAAGGGGAUUGCAGACAAUUCAAAAUGAAGAUCUCGAGGAAAUCCGGGAGUUGGGAUCAGGCACAUAUGGUGCUGUUUAUCAUGGGAAGUGGAAGGGGUCAGAUGUGGCUAUAAAGAGAAUCAAAGCUAGCUGCUUUGCUGGAAGACCAUCAGAAAGGAAACGCCUGAUCGCAGAUUUCUGGAAGGAAGCAUUGAUACUCAGUUCAUUGCACCAUCCAAAUGUUGUGGCAUUCUACGGUGUAGUUCGUGAUGGCCCGGAUGGAUCACUGGCAACACUGACAGAAUUUAUGGUGAACGGAUCCUUAAAGCAAUUCUUACGGAAAAAAGACAGGACCAUUGAUCGUCGCAAGAGGCUCAUCAUUGCUAUGGAUACUGCAUUCGGAAUGGAGUAUUUACAUGAAAAGAAUAUUGUACACUUUGAUCUUAAAUGUGAGAACCUUUUGGUGAAUAUGAGGGAUCCACAUCGACCAGUAUGCAAGAUUGGUGACCUUGGUUUAUCAAAGGUAAAACAGCAAACUUUAGUUUCUGGUGGUGUUCGUGGAACUUUACCUUGGAUGGCGCCUGAACUUCUUAGUGGAAAGAGUAACAUGGUCACUGAAAAGAUCGAUGUUUAUUCUUUCGGAAUUGUCAUGUGGGAGCUGCUGACGGGUGAAGAACCUUAUGCAGAUAUGCAUUGCGCUUCUAUAAUUGGCGGUAUUGUGAACAACACCCUGCGCCCAGAGAUCCCAAUAUGGUGUGAUCCUGAAUGGAAGUCGCUUAUGGAAAGUUGUUGGGCUUCUGAUCCUUCCGAGAGGCCAUCUUUUUCUGAAGUUUCCCAGAAAUUAAGAAGCAUGGCUGCGGCCAUGAAUGUGAAAUGAUCCUUGGUUCACUAGGUUCUUUUACUUUUCGAAUCGUUUACCAGCUACUGUUUUUGUCCAGGUAACAGUGUGAAGCAUUAGAGUGUGUAAACAGAAGGAUAUGUAGUUCGUAGUUUUGGGUCUAUAACUUGUCUCAAGGCUGCACCCGAUGCCUUAGGAAAGCUAUGCACAUUACAAUUCAUGGAUUUAUAUGUCAGUUCAUAUGUUCUAUGAAGAGAACUGCAACUGCAAUUCUGGAGGCUGAGUGUAAUUACUUUCAUGUUCUUUAGAUAAAAACGUUCUUUGAUGAAACUGUGUAUUUUGUAUCAAUCUAGAGACGUCAAGGGGAAGAGGAGGGGGGUAUUUGGUACUUUUGUUGCGAGCUUUAGCCAGUUGGCCGUAAUUUGUAAUAAAAGACUAUAUUAACUCUGGCAAUUUGCAGGUUAUUUAUUUGUUCAUCUGGGUUCUGCUAUCUAGUCCUACAUUAAUCAUUUACCUGCAUGAGUUUAUAUU
Molecule: messenger RNA, 3908 nt
Organism: Cuscuta europaea
Lineage: Eukaryota; Viridiplantae; Streptophyta; Magnoliopsida; Solanales; Convolvulaceae
Source: the annotation of a GenBank genome assembly